This is a messenger RNA of Dentiscutata erythropus, 477 nucleotides long. The record is from the annotation of a GenBank genome assembly. NCBI's taxonomy places the organism in Eukaryota, Fungi, Glomeromycota, Glomeromycetes, Diversisporales, Gigasporaceae.
AUGCUGGAGUUUAAUAUUGAUUUUAUUUUUUGUGGAGCAGGACAAAUGCUCAAUGAAGUUUGUGAAUCACUUCAGGACUUUAUCGGCUAUUACCUUGAUUCUAUUUUAAUUGAAGUUCAUCCAACUUCUGAUUACAAUGUUGCAAUUAAUAUAUUUGAUGAAGCAAAGCCAUAUAGUCCACAGAAUUACAAUCAAGAAAUAGAAACUACUGAAGAUCAUGUUGGUGGCCAAAUAAAUUUUACAACACCAAGCAUUACAGCAAGCAGUAGUAAUAAAAAUAAUUAUAGCACAAAGUCAAUGGCUAAUAAAUGGAAAAUGAGAUUGAAUGCCUGCCCAACUAAUGGAGUUAAAUGGUCAUAUAUGUAUGUUAUAAAGACUGAAUCUGAUUGGGAAUGGCCAACACCAUGCCCCCAUUCUGGCUAUUGGUAUACUAAAGAGAUGUUAAAAGGAUUUCGAAUUACUAUUACUCAGAUAUAA